This is a messenger RNA of Oryzias latipes (Japanese medaka), 2945 nucleotides long. RefSeq names its product Cas scaffold protein family member 4 (gene cass4). Gene Ontology annotation, cellular component: cytoplasm; plasma membrane. Gene Ontology annotation, molecular function: protein binding. The record is from RefSeq and is a predicted model, not a curated record. Gene Ontology annotation, biological process: cell surface receptor protein tyrosine kinase signaling pathway; cell migration. Lineage: Eukaryota; Metazoa; Chordata; Actinopteri; Beloniformes; Adrianichthyidae.
GCCCAGGAGUAAAACUGCAGGCCACCCGUCACAUUUCACACAGCAUGCUUGAAGGAGAAGAGAAGCGUUGAUCUGCAAAUGUCCUCGCAGCCGGCUGGGAGUGAGAUGCUUCACUAAGAAGGGGGCACACCUACCUGACCAUCAUGAAUAAACUGGCCAAAGCUCUGUACGAUAACACAGCAGAGUGUGCAGAUGAGCUGGCUUUCAGGAAAGGAGACAUCUUAACUGUGCUGGAUCAAAAUGUGUCUGGGACCAGCGAGUGGUGGAGAUGCUUGCUCUAUGGGCGGCACGGCCUGGCCCCUGCCAACAGGCUCAAGCUCCUACCACAACCUGUGGCCACGGAGAACUCCUUAAACCAAGAGACAGAACGGGCUAACGACAAUGGACAGAAUAUCUACCAAAUCCCAAGCGUGCCCAGAGUAAUCACCAGCCCUGUUUACGAACCCAUGAAAGCCAUCUACAAGGUCCCAUCUGCUCCUCCAUCAACCUCAAUAUUUUCGGUCCAGUCAGCAUUUCGACACAGCACAGAAGAACCUUCUGUAGACACGCCUCCAUUCUUCAACAUGGCAUCCAGCCCAAAAGGAGAGGUUUAUGAUGUUCCCUCUCAAGCAAGACCGGCCUCUUUUUUCACUGAAUCAUCAGUUUCCCAGUCAGAAAAACACUCGAUCAUUUCAAAUUCAGAGCUGGACAGGAAGUUUGGUGCUCGUGAGACUUUGAGGCCCAACAGUGCUGGAGAUUUUGAAAUAUCUGCAGCUCCACCACCUCUAGACCCAAACUAUGACAUCCCUGUUCCUUCAAGCUCAGAGCUUCAACAUAAAACUAUAACUGGGUACAGCACCCUCCCUAAUCUCAGAACGCCUGAGUGGAUCUAUGAUGUGCCUGCAGGUCUACCCCGACACAGCUACAACACCCUGUCCCCCAAAACCAUCUGCAGCCAGCCAACUGACACUAAUAUUUUAUGCUCUCCACUUAUUAAGAGAAACAAUCCGGCUUCCUCAUUGUAUGACAUACCAAAAUCCCACUCUCUUGAAGUCUCAAGUCCACCCAAACUUUUAUCCCGUGUCCCAUCUUUUGAAAAACCACCAACACUGCAGCUUAAUGAGGAGUUUGUGUAUGAUGUUCCACCAAGGAAAGAAGAACUCACCCAAGCUGCCAGUGACACGUCUUGUGGGAACCAACUCCUUGAGUGCAGGAGGGAUUCAAGCAUCACUUCUGAACUCAAACAAGUUUGUCAGCAGCGAAGAAGAAACUUGGACUGUAUGUCUUUCCAUGGCUUUUCAAGAAGUGAAGAACAAGUGGUGCCAGAGCAGAGAAGAACUCUGUAUCAGUCCUCAAGAGACAUCCAAAGGAUCAGCACAGCCUCCAGCUCUUCCAGCAGCUCCUCCACCAGCUCGUGUGAUUCUCUGGCUUUAAGCUCUUCUUCCCCCGAGCUUCUGCGUGAGGUCACACUCAGCCCUGACGAGGUCUGCCACAAACUGCUUGAAUUGCAGAACUCUGUUGUUAGGGCUGUGCCACAACUCAUGGUGUUUGUCAGCAGCAGCUGGAGGCAUCAGGAACAUCUGAAGAAACAUCUGAAGGAGAUCAGAGAUGCUGCAGAGCUUGUUUCACAGUCUCUCCUCUGUUUUCUAAACUUUACCCUGGACAUUAAAGGAAAUGCACGGCGCUUAACUGACACCAAUCUGAAGACCAGGCUCUAUAAACAGCUGUCCAUUGUAGAGGAUUCUGGUGUGAUCCUGCAACAAACAGUGAAAGCUCUGAACUCAGAAGGAUGGCCCCUUGACAAACUCUGUCAAGAUUCUGGUCAGGUCCAGACGCCUGACCAACUGGAUCGUUUUGUGAUGGUUGCACGGACUGUUCCGGAUGAUGUCAUGCGCCUGGUUUCCAUCAUCAACGCCAAUGGCAAGCUCCUAUUCAGAGUUCCUCAGAAAAGUGCGGAGCCAGUGAGCUCCCCGGCAACCGGGGAUGCAAAGAAAUGCUCUGAUGCAAACAAACAAGAUGAAGAUUCGGUGGAAGACAACAACGACUAUGUGGAGCUUGAGGCUAAGACUGAAGAAAAGAAACCAAAAGAAAUGAAAGAGACAGAGGCCGUUACACCAGCUUCCAAAACGAUAGGGCCUGAUAACCAGCAUCCCUCCUCUGACAAAGGCACAGAGGAACACAAAAAAUCCCCAAUGUCAGAACACUGCAGGCUUUAUUUUGGAGCUCUCCAAAAGGCGAUCGUGGGAUUUGUGGGCAGCGUUAGUGAUGGCCAGCCUCCAGAGAAAUUUAUCUCACAAAGCAAGCUGGUGAUCAUGGUUGGCCAGAGACUAGUGGACACCUUGUGCAGAGAGGCCCAACGGGAAAAGCCAAAUCAGACCCUGUUGUGUAAAAGCAACCACCUGUGUGCUCUCCUGAAACAGUUGGCGGUGGCCACCAAGAAGGCGGCGCUGCACUUCCCAGAUAAACAAGCUCUGAGCGAAGCCCAAGAGUUUGCAAAGGAGUUGGCCCAACGAGCACAGCACUUUCGCAUUUCUCUUGAUCUCUGAGAGACUCAGCAUCAGCAGAAAACAUGCAUCCAAGCGUCUUAGACUUUUGAGCCAUUUUUUUCCGAGUCAAGUCAAUGUGGAAAUAAAUUCAAGUCUUGUUUGAAGUGCUCAUAAAAGAGCAGACAAUAUUAGUACCAAGACAAAUUGCACCUUUGAAAAACUGCAUUCACGUCCGUUUAAAAAUGUAGUGUAAAUGUAAAGUGUUCGUCUCUUUUCAUCUUAUGUUCAGUAAAUAUUUUUCAUCGAGACUUUUUCAUUUUCUUUUCUCACUAUGUUAAGGGUUUGCCAAAGGUAGUUGUUUGAUACAUUCUGCUUUUUGGAAAAAUCUGUGUAAAUGAAUGUUUUGCAUGACCAAAGCUUGAAAGCAGGCUUUCCUGAAUCUAUUUGAUUUUAAUUAAAAAUAAAAACUGAAUAUUUUAA